This is a messenger RNA of Apis laboriosa (Himalayan honeybee), 828 nucleotides long. RefSeq lists its product as uncharacterized. Lineage: Eukaryota; Metazoa; Arthropoda; Insecta; Hymenoptera; Apidae. Gene Ontology annotation, cellular component: cilium. Gene Ontology annotation, biological process: cilium assembly; cilium movement. The record is from RefSeq and is a predicted model, not a curated record. The transcript is spliced from 5 exons. The annotation marks the transcript as partial.
UUCUACGCUGAUAUGGAUAUUGAUAUAUUUAAUCAAACUCAAUAUUGUAUAGAUAAAUUUAAAAAAAAAUAUGUAGAUAAAUUUAAAAUAGAAUUAGAAAAUGGCACAUUAAACGUAAUACCUUCGAAAGUAAAAUUUACUUUCGAUUCUGAUAAUUUUAAAAUUCAAGAAAAAACAAUAGAAAUUGCAAACUACUUUUCGAAACCAUGUCCCAUUCAAUUUUUACCACUAGAAACUCAAUAUUUUAGAAUUAAAAAUAUUUCUCAAAGAAUAAUAUGGCUUAAUCCUGGAUCGGUUUUCAAAAUAAAUAUUCUAUUUAUACCUGAUGAAAAUAAAAAUUAUGAUGAUGUUUUAAAAAUACGGUAUUUGAAUAAUCAAAUGAUGCAAAUAAAAGUUUGUGCAAAAAUGAAACCUAAAUUUUCAUUUCCUACUACUAUCAAUUUUGGAAAUGUACCACUUGGUCGAAUGGCUUAUUAUAAAAUACCAAUAUAUUCUCAUGCAGAAAAAGAAAUUUCUUUCUCAAUUAUAUUAUCUAACGAAGAAUCAUGUGUCGACAUUUAUCCUCGAUGGGGUCAUAUAAAACCAAAGGAAAAACCAGUAACAAUUAUGGUUAUUUAUAAACCACUUCGAUAUAUAAGUAUGAAUUUUCAAAUUCGAAUAUUCAUAUCAGAUUUAUGCAAAAUUCCAUAUGUUAUAAAUUUCUAUGCGUAUACUCGACCAGGCCUUUUACGGAGCAUUGGGUACCAUUUUAUUUCAAACUAUGGAUCAGAAAAUGAAAAAGUUAAAAAAAUUUUUAGUAAAAGUAGAAGAUUAUUAUCAAAAAAAUGA